CAAAAAGCGGAAGGGAUGAGAAUGAUUUUAUCAACCACUAGUUCCUCGCUGGGCGCUGUGACGUUUCCGUCUACAAAAAUGCUUACUUUACUUCUUUGUAUUUCGCUUAUUAAUCUCCCAUUUUGUUCAUUAACUGACAGAAAUGACGAACCUAUAAUCGGUGUUCUGGCUCAGGAGGUCACAUCCCCGAAACCGGACCAGACGGCCUACAUCGCUGCCUCCUAUGUGAAGUUUCUGGAGGCUGCAGGAGCCAGAGUUGUUCCUGUCAUGAUUAACAAGACACUGGAGGAAUACAAGACUCUGUUCAGCUCUAUUAAUGGGAUCUUGUAUCCAGGCGGCGGAGUCAGCAUCAUCUCAUCCGGCUACCAAAGAGCCGCCAAAAUCUUCUAUGAUCUGGCCAUUGAGGCGAACAAGAGGGGCGACUAUUUCCCGGUGUGGGGCACCUGUCUGGGUUUUGAACAGCUCAUGUAUUUGACGAGUGAAAAGAGUCAGCUGUUUCACACCAACACAAGCGGCGUUGCUUUGCCGCUGAACUUCACUCCAGAGGUGAAAGGCAGCAGGAUGUUUGAGGCUUUUCCUCCUGACCUCAUGUCAGCUCUGUCCGCCGAGCCGCUAACAGAAAACUCCCACCAAUGGAGCCUCGCCACGCUGACUUACAACACAAACGAGGACCUGAAGAGUUUCUAUAAAGUCCUUUCAACAAACACAGACGGAAACACUGAGUUUGUGUCAACAGUAGAAGCUUACAGUUACCCCGUUUAUGGAACGCAGUGGCAUCCAGAGAAAAAUGCCUUUGAGUGGUCCAGACCUUACAUUCCUCACUCCCCAUCGGCAGUCAGGACGACCUUCUACACGGCCCACUUCUUCGUGAGCGAAGCCAGGAAGAACUUCCACAGGUUUCAGUCUAAGGAGGAAGAGAUCAAAGCACUGAUAUACAACUAUAAUCCUGUUUACACUGGAAACGCAAGUGCCUUUGAGCAAAUUUAUUUAUUCUGAGAUUCCUCUUCACAAAGCUGUUCUGCUUUAAUAUGGACUUGAUAUUUUUAGUUUUCUAAUUAUCUGAAAAUGUUGUUUUGCACUGGAAAUUGAAUGAAGCGUCUGUGUUAUCGAUCAGCAUCACUAGCUUCUUUUGUAAAUUAGUUUUUCUGAUUGUUUUAAACACUUUUUGCUAAUUUCUUGAUUGUUUGAGACACUAAGUUGAAUUUUUCUGGAGGCUUUGACUUUAAACACUCCAACUGGAUCUGAGUAUUGAAUCAGAAACUGCUUAUUUAUACAAAAAAUGUAAAAAAAUGAAUAUAAUAAAGAAGAUUAUGUUUAUUUUUUUGUCAAUUUGCAGCAGUUGACCUUUAAUUAGAUACUUUUAAUUUGCCAUUUUUCUUCUUCUAAUGCAAAAGUAUUUGUGGUAUAAAGUUUCCUAAAGGAUUCAUCUCAUGUGGUUUUACUGGCACACAGCUGUAUGUUGACCUUUCAUGACACUAAUCCUCAAAAUUUAGUAAGACUAGUACUAUUUCAGCAUUAUUUCUACUCGAGCAAAAAGUAAAAUGUAUUUUGUAUGCAUAACAUAAUGUAACAUUUUAAAAAUGAUGUAAGCAUACAAAAAAGUAUAAAGUUAUGUGCAAAUUCUGGGAAAUUUUGAAGAUUUAAAAAAUAGACUACAAAUAAAUACAAAAUAACACAUUUAGGCAAAAGAAAUGGUUCCAAAUAUUUCUUUUCUAUAAAAAGAACAGGAUAAAGAACGACCAGUGUCGAUAAAUGUUGUCUACUGGAUGCUACAGGCUCAGAAAACAUUUGAACUAAGACUGAAACGAUUAAUUGUUAUAAAUCAACUAUUAAAAUAACCAACUAAUCGAUUAAUCGUUAGGCCAUUUGCUGAAAGACCAGCACAGCUCAGAGCAGAAAGUCAAAACGGCAUAAAAAUAUUUUCAUUUCGCACUUUAGCAAGAAGGACAAUAUAUAAUGGAACCAUUGUAGAUGGAAAAAAAAGUUAAUUAUAAAGUAAAUUUGAAAAGUCAGUAACUUUUUUGAGAAGUGGAGAAGAUUUUUCUGUAAAAGUUUUCAUUUUUAUAGCAAAAUUUCAACUUUUCACACUUAGAUUUUUUUGAAGAAAAUUUCUGAGUUUUUUUUUUGGGCAAAAAUUUACACCUUUUUUUUUUCAAUAGACUGUCGUCUAUUAAUAUGUUUCACUCAAAAGUUGUCAGGCGGAAUCGUUUUAGCUUUACCCCGUUCACAUUCUGUCUAAAAAAUUAAUUUCCCCACCUUUUGUUAUCCAUUUCUAAACUGGUUAGUCUAGUAUAUUAAUGUUUACAAGUGUUGGAAUUUUUUUUUUAUCAGGUUAAUUUAUAGCAAAUAUAAUCAUUACUUGCAGUAUUGUAAUAUGUUGUGUUAUAAUAUGUAUGUGUUGUUAUGGAAACUGUUGUGAAGAGGAAAGAUCAAAAAACAUUAAUGACUGAUAAAAUAUCUACUUUUUUUAUUCUAACACUUACUUUCAUGCCACAAUCUGCCAAUGACAUCCCUGUAUGCUUUGGAUAACAAAGUUGAACAUCUUGGAAAAAGUCCUCCAUGUGUAGAAAGAAAGUUUGUUUCCACUGGCCAUUUAUAAAGUCCGCUUCCAGCUCAAUUCAAAGACGGCAACAGGAGAACAAAAAUGAGCAACCGAAUGUAACGUCCAAAGUAUGUUAUGCACUAAUAACACUCAGGUAACAUUGUUUUUCUUCCUCUUCUUCUCAGAAUAAAAUGAUAUUAGAACAUUUACACAUCAAGCUAACGAGACCGUGAUCUCAAUCACAAUACAACUGCAAAUAUAGUUUAUGCAGUUCUGUAAAAAAAACAUUCAGGAUGUCAAAAUUUACGAUGACGAACUGAGAAAUGACAGAUAA
Xiphophorus hellerii (green swordtail) is the source of this 2876-nucleotide messenger RNA. RefSeq names its product gamma-glutamyl hydrolase (conjugase, folylpolygammaglutamyl hydrolase) (gene ggh). Bases 16 to 996 code for a protein of 326 amino acids. The record is from RefSeq and is a predicted model, not a curated record. Gene Ontology annotation, molecular function: gamma-glutamyl-peptidase activity. The transcript is spliced from 9 exons. Lineage: Eukaryota; Metazoa; Chordata; Actinopteri; Cyprinodontiformes; Poeciliidae. Gene Ontology annotation, cellular component: vacuole. Gene Ontology annotation, biological process: tetrahydrofolylpolyglutamate metabolic process.